AUGCAGAAAGAUGUUACGCGUCUUACACGAGAGUUACGGGACGCUCGCGAGGUCAUACAUCGGUCCCGAAGAGAGUAUGUCUUUGCUCUCCAAUCCGCGAUACGAAUACCGCUGCAUGAUAACAAUGCCCUUGAUGUGAUGCAUGUCAAGCUACAUGGCGGAGAUAUGCACAAGCACAGAAUCUGUCAACUAAUGAGUGAAGCCCGAGCGAAUCAGCCAAGUUUGCCAACGCUUCAAAGGUUGGUAUGGAUUAGAUCAAAAAACUCGUCAUGA
Messenger RNA from Haemonchus placei, 273 nucleotides. The record is from the annotation of a GenBank genome assembly. NCBI's taxonomy places the organism in Eukaryota, Metazoa, Nematoda, Chromadorea, Rhabditida, Trichostrongylidae.